CUCUUCCUCUUACAAAAUCCCAGAAUGGCGGCCGGUACUUUGUACACUUAUCCGGACAGUUUCCGAGCCCAAAAAAUCUUGAUCGCUGCUGAAUACAGCGGCACGAAAAUCAAUGUUCCUCCGUUUACGGUUGGCAAGGACAACAAGACUGAAGAAUUCCUGAAGAAAUUYCCUCUUGGAAAGGUUCCUGCCUUUGAGACAAGUGAUGGAAAAUACUUGUAUGAAAGCAACGCCAUUGCAUACUAUGUAUCAAAUGAACAACUUCAUGGAACCAACAAGUUUGAUGCUGCAAUGAUCCAACAGUACGUCAACUUUGCUGACCAGGAAAUCCUGCCAGCGGCUGCCACCUGGGUCUUCCCUACUCUUGGCCUUACACAGUACCAAAAACAGGCCACAGACAAGGCCAUGGAAGAUAUCAAGAAGUGUAUGGCUGCCCUAAAUAAUGCACUUCUCACCAAGACAUUCCUUGUUGGAGAAAGAGUCACUCUWGCUGACAUUGCAGUCUGCUGUAACUUGGUUUUACUAUACAAACAGGUUAUGGAACCAUCCUUCCGAGAUGCGUACGGCAACGUCAACAGAUGGUUUAUGACCUGUAUUAACCAACCACAUUUCAAGAAGAUUCUUGGUGAAGUGAAGCUUUGUGAACACAUGGCAAAGUUUGAUAGCAAGAAGUACUUUUCCCUUCACCCAAAAAAGGACGACAAGAAAAAGGAGACAAAACCUAAAGAACAAAAACCAAAACCAGCAAAGAAAGAAGAGCCCAAAGAUGAAACACCUAAAGAAGAAGAGAAGCCAAAACCAAAAGCAGGAGAUCCUUUUGCUGAACUACCUCCCACUUAAAUGACAGCUGGAACAUUGACGCUCCGUCUUACAAAUGGACAAAAUUGGACAUCAACAACGAGGAAGACAAAAAGAAGAUCAAUGAUUAUCUCCUAUGGGAUGAGAAUUUGUCCUACGAUGGCAAAAAGCUUGAAGACGGAGAAAUCUUCAAAUGAAUCAAUUUAAGUUUGAUGUCUUCUCAGUAGGAUAAUAAUAAAGUUAUGUGGCAGUUAGACUGAA
Molecule: messenger RNA, 1059 nt
Organism: Exaiptasia diaphana
Lineage: Eukaryota; Metazoa; Cnidaria; Anthozoa; Actiniaria; Aiptasiidae
Product: elongation factor 1-gamma
Biological process (GO): translational elongation
Cellular component (GO): cytoplasm; nucleus
Molecular function (GO): translation elongation factor activity
Source: RefSeq, a predicted model, not a curated record